AUGUCCCUCGGAGUCUCUCUUCUGCUCUUUUUCCUCUGCCAAGCAUUUUCGCUGCCCGUCCCUACUCAGCUGUCCAAGGAGGAUGAAACGGUGGUUAAAUGCAUCUCUGAAAUCUUAGCAGACGCCCUUUCCAGAUCCAGCCCAAUGCCGGUGACCAGCGAAUGCAUGAAGAUCCUGAGGGAGGACGAGAGAGUCCUCGCGCUGCUUCAACAUCGGCAUCUUUUGACGGAGUUGGAGGAACUCGCCCAUCAAGAAAACGCGAAGCAUCUCCUGGCCCAUGAAAUUAACCACAAUUCUGGGGAAGAAAAACAACAAGGAGAACUCCAGAAGAGCGAUGGGCUUUCUCAGCAGAAAGAAGCUGAGCGGGCUGGCGGAAAGAAAGAAGAUGAGGCGGAGAAGGAGGAGGUGAAGAAGGUGAUGAAGAAGGACGAGAAAACUAAAAAACCCCAGGAGAAAAUCAAGGUCUCCCAAAAGGAAGAUGGUCAAGACUCUUUGGAGGAACGGGACGUAGAGGAGGAGCAGGAGGAGAAAGAAACGAAGGAGAGGACCGCCUCGGAGACGUGGUACUCGAAGGAAUAUUUUGGCCACGUCAAGAAAAGAGGUUCUAGGCAGCCCAAAAUCAGAAAGGGGAUGCUUCGGGGAGAGGAAGGAGGCCAGGAGAGAGAGGAAGUGGGCAAGAGACGCUCGAGGAUGGGUGAGGAAGAGAAGGAGGACCCUUCAGAAGAAGAGGAGCAGAAGAAAUACCAUCCGGGAGGACACAGUGAGGAUGAGAGCUGGGAGGAAGAGGAGGAAAGAUCUGCUGUGGCCAAGAGGGUGGCGGAGAAGGCCAGCGAUGAGGAGACCGCCCAGUUCGAAGAAGAAGAGAAGGGCCACCUCCAUAAAAGCUGGAAGCCAUGGAAGGAAGAAGCAGAGGAGGAGGAGGAGGAGGAGGAGGAGGAGGAGAAGCACGACAAGGCGAGACAUGGCCACCACCAUCCAUCGGUUGGCUUGGAGCUCAGGAAGAGACAUGGGAAGGAGGAAGUGGAUCUGAAGGGUAGACACCACGCUCCGGAGGAGGAGGAAGAAGAAAAGGACUCCAAACAGAGGAAGGCUCAGGAGAUGGAGAAACUGGAAGAGGUUGAACGGCAGCUGAAGUGGGCAGCCGACAAUCUAGAAGAACUGAAGCGGGGUUAA
Messenger RNA from Protobothrops mucrosquamatus (brown spotted pit viper), 1173 nucleotides. RefSeq names its product cilia- and flagella-associated protein 251. Bases 1 to 1173 code for a protein of 390 amino acids. Gene Ontology annotation, cellular component: secretory granule. The transcript is spliced from 6 exons. The record is from RefSeq and is a predicted model, not a curated record. NCBI's taxonomy places the organism in Eukaryota, Metazoa, Chordata, Lepidosauria, Squamata, Viperidae.